Tetranychus urticae (two-spotted spider mite) is the source of this 1044-nucleotide messenger RNA. RefSeq names its product Proteasome beta5 subunit (gene Prosbeta5). Gene Ontology annotation, molecular function: threonine-type endopeptidase activity. The record is from RefSeq and is a predicted model, not a curated record. NCBI's taxonomy places the organism in Eukaryota, Metazoa, Arthropoda, Arachnida, Trombidiformes, Tetranychidae. Gene Ontology annotation, cellular component: cytoplasm; proteasome core complex.
AAGCGGUAUAAACAGAAUGUUAUUAUUUAAAAGUCCCUCUUUCAACUUUGAUAAAUUGCAAAUCAUUUUGUUCAGAUUCUGUUUACAAUUUUUGCACAAUUUAAUUUGAGUUGUUUUCUUUGAAUUUGUUUCUAAUUCCUUUUCGAUCAUCUGUUGGUAAUCAUGGCUCUCCAAGAGUUACUUCAAUUAGAAAAACAUGCAAGUUUUGGCUUGAAAUCUGUGGAUGAUGUUGAACUUAGUGAAGAAAUCGAAGAAUUAAAUAGCGAGAAACUAACCCAGUUGCCCAUCACUCCGUUUACAAUGAAUAAAAAUGUCCAGUUAAGAGAUUCUAACACUGGUAGACAUAUCCACAUUAACAUGGAAAAGGGAACAACUACUCUUGCCUUCAAAUACCAAGGUGGUGUUGUUAUAGCAGUAGAUUCCAGGGCUACUGGUGGUGAUUUCAUUUUCUCUGGAUCUGUAAAAAAGAUUAUCGAGAUAAACAAGUACCUUUUAGGUACUAUGGCUGGAGGUGCUGCUGAUUGCUCUUAUUGGCAUCGAUCUUUGACUGUCAGAUGUCGAAUGUAUGAGCUUCGUAACAAGGAAAGAAUUUCUGUUGCUGCUGCUAGUAAAUUAUUAGCCAACAUCCUCUACAAUUAUAAAGGAAUGGGUCUUUCUAUGGGUACCAUGAUCAUUGGUUGGGAUAAGAGAGGUCCUGGUCUAUAUUAUGUUGAUGAUUCUGGUAGCAGAUAUUCUGGUGAUCUAUUUAGUGCCGGGUCUGGUUCUCCAUUUGCUUUUGGUGUGGUUGACACUCACUGGAAAUACGAUAUGACCGAUGAAGAAGCGUAUGAGUUGGGUAGACGUGCAGUCUAUCAAGCUACAUAUCGUGAUGCCGCUUCCGGAGGAAUUGUCAGAGUUUACGGCAUGAAACCAACUGGAUGGGUAAAAAUUAGCGAACAAGAUUGUAAGGUGCUUCAUUACAAAUAUGCCGAUGAAAAAAUGGUUUGAGUAUCGCAUUAAAGUUUUCUAAAUAAAUUGAUUAAAGAUAUCUUUAUUCCAAUUCGA